AUGAAUAAUAUAGUUAUUCAUAAGGAAUAGCUCUCUAACUCACAAAGGACUAAGAUCUUCAACCAGACGAUUCUAUGCAUAAUGCUAGUGAUAUUCUUUAUCGCUAACAUAGGUUUUGAUCUAUACUACAUGCAGAAUGGAGUUACUUAGAAAAAGACCACAACACAUUCAGAUGGCCAUGGGUUAGGUGAUUCUCUAAUUUACGAAGAAGAGCAGUCAGAAGAUGAUAUCAAUUAGGACACGGACUAUCAGAAGAGGAUAAAGGAUCUAAUUCAACAAAUAUAAAUGAAUGACACUUACUCAUAAGUAGACGAUUCACAUAUCGAUUCAAGGAAUCAAACUGACAAAGAAGAUCAGCUUCAAGAUGACCAGGAAAAAAAACUUACCGAAUUGACACUAGACUCUAAUGGAGUGUUUUGCUAUUUGCAAGAUGUAAGUAUCUAGACUAAUUGCUGUCUCAGAAAAAUUGAGGACAUCUCCUUAGAUUGUGAUUCAAACCUAAAUUUGGAUUAGAACUGUGACUAAGCUUGUUCUAAAUUAGAUAUUGAUCAAAAUGAGAAAGAGGAAGAGAAAAAUGAUUGGGAUAAUAAUAACCAAUUGCAAGGAAACUUAAGAUGUGAUCCUCGACAUAUGAAGCUGGUGAACAAUUGUGAACAGCUCUAGAAGCACUUUUAAUGCUUGACUUGCUCUCUGGAUUUCAAUUCAUUUGCUCCUUCUUUAAAGGUGCCUUAAUCGACAAUAAAGAUGUACUAAAAGUAGUUCCGAAGGACUGAUGCUUAGCAUGAAUAAGAAAGAGAAGAUGUUCGAAAUACAUACACAGUCGAAGCAAACAGCCUCAUGCUACAAGGCUAAUGCUUCGUUUCAUCUUAUCAAAUGCUAUUCAAUUGUGACAAUAAAAGCAAUGAGCAUAGAAGGAUAUGUCCAUGCAUAAAAAAUGAACAUAAAGUGCAGAAUAAUUGUCAUACAGACCCAAAACAAGCAUUAUGA
Messenger RNA from Stylonychia lemnae, 987 nucleotides. Lineage: Eukaryota; Ciliophora; Spirotrichea; Sporadotrichida; Oxytrichidae. The record is from the annotation of a GenBank genome assembly.